AUGCAACGCACACGAUUCGCAAGCCUCUUGUCCAGGACCGCCGGCCGCCAAGGAAUGAUUCAUCAGCAGGGAUGGAUGACACCCAUGACUCGGCCCAUCGUGCUCCAACAACGCUCUUUGGCUUCCUUGACCAACGAUCAGCGUCCUCCUGCGGUCAGAGUGACCAAGCACCCCGAGUCGCCUGAGGUUGCUAUUAUGACCUUGAGCCAGAGCGCUUUCAGCCACGAUACCGCCAGGCUUAUGAUCGAGGAAUGGAAGGCAAUGGAGCAGGACCAGUCAGUUCGUGCAGUGAUGUUGAAGAGCGAUCUCAAGUCGAUCUUUUGUGCCGGUAUCGAAUUCGGCGAGUUCAUGAAGGGACCCGAGAGUUUCGGCAAUUACUGGAAAACCAUCCGCGAGGUUUUUGACGUGAUCUACUCAUCGCGUCUUAACACAGCCGCCGCAAUGCACGGCCACAGUCUGGGACUCGGCUGUGUUCUGGGAAUGGCCUGUCAGGAUCGCUUCAUGGUCGGCAACACCCCCAAACCCGCUACCAUCGGCUUGAAUGAAGUCGCUGUUGGUGUCCCCGUUCCCCAUUGGUUGGUUGAACUCUUUGCCCACAUCACAUCGCGUCGUCACGCAGAGAGGUUAUUGCCCCUGGGUCGCAUCCUCUCUGUCCAGGAGGCUGUCCAGACGGGUCUGGUCGACAAGGCGGAUUUCUCGAGCCAGCAGGAGAUGGAGGAGUUUGUGGUCCGGUACCUGGUUGGUCGUAACAAGGCGCCUCGGAUUGCUCAGUCUGAGACUAUGCGUGUGAUUCGGUUGAACUUUUUGAACUUCUUUAGGGCGUCUGAGGAGGAGGAUGUGGCGACUAUUGUGAAGUAUAUUCAGGAGGAGGAGGCCCAGUCGGUUCUGAAGGCGCAGAUCGCUAGACUUGCCGAGAAGUCUAAGCGGUAA
Molecule: messenger RNA, 930 nt
Organism: Linnemannia hyalina
Lineage: Eukaryota; Fungi; Mortierellomycota; Mortierellomycetes; Mortierellales; Mortierellaceae
Source: the annotation of a GenBank genome assembly